Molecule: messenger RNA, 2607 nt
Organism: Mauremys reevesii (Reeves's turtle)
Lineage: Eukaryota; Metazoa; Chordata; Testudines; Geoemydidae
Exons: 11
Coding region: 518-1594 (358 amino acids)
Source: RefSeq, a predicted model, not a curated record
CCCCUAAGAAUCUGGACAGUGUCUGAGUUUACAAAAGGAAAAUAUAUAAUGGUUUGUACUCCUACUGCAGUGGAUGGAGACCUAAGCCAUGAGCUAAAGCUGAUGUGGCCAUAACAGUGGCUCCUCCAGCACCAGCAGCAGAGGCGGGAGGAGGAGGAAGAGGAUGACACUGAGCAACUGCUACUACACAAGCUGUGCCUGGAGCAGCUUCACAAAGAGCUGCACUGUUCCUGGGCUUGAGAAACCAGCAUCGAUUAGUGGGAGAGAAUCAUUCUCAGCCCUGGCAGGCUGAGCAGUGGCAACAGUACAACUCCCAAUUACAAGACAUAUGUACUUCAGCCAAGAGCAGUAGCCUUACUGCCUUUAUGGGCAUGCGGUGUCUGUGCCUACAUCUGCCGCAUGUGACCUUCAGAAAGUUAGCAUCCCUAGGAAUGACCUGAAGAAUGGAAACGCUUCUAGUUCACAUCCACCAAAAAUGGCAGCAGCGGAACCACACAGGUAAACAGAAAAGUCGGUUAUGGAUGUCCGCAAAGCAGUGUGGGAUAGCAGUUGGAGGACUGCCAAAGUAAUUCACAGCAGCAGCGUAAGCAUGGAGCAAAGCGCUGUAUCUAACCCAGGCACAGCUCAGCCAGAGGUUUCACAGUGCAAGGACUUGGAUCACAGAACAGGGACUUCAGAAGAGACCAACAGCUCUGUGCCGUCCAGAGGUGAAAGUGAGGCUCCACAGGAUGAGCUCACAAAUUUGGGUGGAACCAAGGUGGAACAACGGGUGAAAUAUGUGGAAGACAAACUCAGGGAAAUGAAUGCUCGAUUUGAAGGCGCAGAGAAACGACUAGAGGUUUUGCAAGAACGGCUCAGUCAGGAAGCAGCAAGUGAGACUGAUUGCUGUGGCUCCAGAUCGCAGGAAGCCUCCAACAAUAGUCAGUGCUUUGCAAUUCAGAACCCUGGAUUGGAGUCUGUCUUGGCCAAUGCAAUGAGAAGCCAUAAGUUCUCUGAGUACCUGAAUGACCCUUGUCAAGAAGCAGAUGCGCUGGAAAUGUACAACGGGCUCAGGACACAUGAAUGGGAGAAAGCCAAAUGUGCUGCAAGUGGCUCUGCCUUCCCAAUGACAUAUGAAAAAGGUAGCACCAUAAUUAAGGCUGUGUUUUCCAUAUGUGAAGAAGACCUGUCACAAAGACUGAAGCAAAUUUUUGAACUCCUUGAGAUUCCAGUUUCAAAGAAAACCACAAGCCUCUUUGACAGCCAACAGCUGCCCCCUGGGCUGGCAAGAGAGAUAAAGAAUCACCUUAAAAAUCUCUAUUUUAACUAUGGAGAAGACUUUUACCAAGCCAAGAGUAGGCCUUCACUUCCUCCUGAUCUACAGAUGUUUCAGCCAUUUGUACAUUUCACAGCAGAGUGCUACAAAAUUUACUGUUUGUUGCUUCUUCAGAACCCACCCAUUAAAGCUGUGUGGCCCACAGAGGAAAAAAUCCCAAUCUCGUGCAUACAGCAUGUGGACAAUAAAAACGUGGAGGAUAGGAUGCCAUUAAACUUUCUGUGGCCCGUGCUGGCAUGUGGGAGGCUAGUAUUUAAGAAAGCUGUAAUCUAUGAUUAAAUGGAAUGGCUGUUUGGAAUCUGAUUAUACCUCUGUGUUAUAAAACAAUUUAAAAAAAAUAGUGAAAGAGCAGCCUUGCAGUUUGUAUCUUUUUUUAUUCAGGAAAUUCUCAGGUUUUAGCUCGUGUAGCAUAUACUCCUGGAAGGGGAUGUGACAUAGAGACCACUGGUGCCUGCUGGCAAAGGGGUCACUGCUUUAUAGCAGCAAAUCCUAACUGGCUUGACAAGCUCACUAUACCUUGCACACAGCUUUCAUAGUAGUUAUCCAUAAAGAAUGCCAUGAGAGGUCUCAAAACCAUGGUCACACUGGUCAUUAAUAGGGUUGUGAAAUGUAUGUAUAGAUAUUAUGUGAGGGGUUAUAUGCCUGUACUGGAAAUAUGUUUAGAUUCGGUAUCAAGGUAUGAGUCACCAACCAAAGAGAAAGGAGAUAAUAUGUGUCUCUCUCUGCCAAAAUGUAACUUAAGAUUAUAGGCUAACAAAAUGGAAUCCCCAUCUACACAGGAAGUCACCAGAGCCCCGGGAAGUCAAUAGAGAAGAGCACACUGGAAAAAACAAGUGAUGGGGGAGUGAUACCGCCCCUGACUAGAGACAAUGAACUUUGGGAGAUAUAGGGAGAAGACAAAAAGACACCCUUUUAUCCUGAACCUAGGAAGUAAAUGAACAGUAGUUUACAUUUGUGAAAACAGGAUCUCAGCCAACCUUGGCUGAAACACUGCAGAAAAGGCUUUGGGUAAAAUAAACUUCUUUCGAAAGGGGUUUGGCUUGUGAAGUUAAGUUGAGUCUCUAGAAAGCAUGUAUUCAUUUUCUUGUAUAUGUCUUAUGGUUUGGUUGCUGAUUUCUGUUCCCCCCGUCACACCUUUCUACUCCUGGAAUGCCAGACAUGGACACAAUAUUAUCCACUCAAACUGACCUAUUCACUUCUGCAUUUAACUUUGGACUCUCCAAGAUACCCAUCUUCAAACAAAUUAUCUAGCAUCUCAGCUUAGAAUUAUAAAACAGGACAAGAGUACAAUU